GCUCACCUUAUGCCACAGAGCGUGCUUUCCGUCGUCGGAGAGCUGAUUCCUAAGGUCUCACAAAUGCCUCCAACGCUUCCGAGACUCCCAUCCUCUCCACCACAUGAGUUCUCCCCGCGCCCGCCGACUAGGCGUGUUUCUAGCGGACGUGUCCAAGCACGCAUACCCACGGAAUUAUCCUCCCUGCCUCCACGCCGUACGACUAGCGAUCACAACGUGUCACUUCGCGUCCAAUUUAUGCUCGCAAAUAACAACAAUGGAACCUUAUCUAUCACGCCCUCCACUCCAGGGGCCGAAGAGAACGGCGCGAUAAUAUCAGAAAUCCGCAGCGCUCCCGAGACUGCGGUCUCCGAGCGCCCUGUCGCCCGUGAGGCGUCCCCUCCUGCGCUCGAACGGCACGAAUUCGGGGACGCGGCCGCACGAGGCCGAGGGUUAGGCUUCCUGCGUAGGCAUCUCUCGACGUCACGCAGCUUGAAGCCGCUAUCGUCGAGCCGUGUCAGCUUAUCCGACGAGUUGCUCACCUCCCGAGGUGCGUCUCCAGCACGGUCUGAUCACUCAGCCUCAGGUAAGUCGAACAAGACGCUUUCACUGUUCCCAGCGACUGAUAAAUAUUCCACCUUAGUCAAAUCUUGUCUGAAAAAAGCACGGUCUCAGGACUCGGUUCCAAAGGUGGUCUCGCGAACUGACCCAUACCAAGCCCCAUAUUUCUUCCCAUCCCCAUUGUCUCCCGACGCUGCAGGAUACUCUUCUCGUGUCCGUGCGGAGCGCGUCCUCAGCUCGGAAGCUUAUCCCCGCCAGAUGUCUCCCGAGACGUACGAGUCGGUAGAAAGCACGUCUGUAGCUUCGGAUUCACAAGUAGCAUCUGGUAGCAGCCUGCCACAGCCAUCCGAGAAGUCGCGCCUGGCCAGGUCUUCAAGCCGAUCGUGGCAUAUUUCGUUUCGGUCAGAUGCAUCGGAGGAAACGGAGCGCCGAACGUCUUGGACUUCAGAAGUUACGGCUAUGGCCAGCGGCUCCCAGACACCAAGUGACUUAUCUGAUCAUGCCUCGUCUCCCGAGCUGAAGCUUCGGAGGGCGUUGGGCAGGAGCAGGAGGUGCGUUUUCAAGUUUUGAAGUGGGAACUACGUCGUCUCAUGGACAUUCCAGACGCAGGAAUAAGCGUACGCCCCCGGCCCUUACUCCUCUGGAGUCGAUGUCGGGUACAGAAGACCUACAAAGUUUGUCCCCGUCCGCGUCGCCGGGCGCGAAAUUAGUAGCACGGAAAACAUGGCAUUUCCCAUUUCGUCAUCGUCGAGUCGACUCUCAGGACUCAACUAGCAGCCAGCCGCUCAGCGACCACGCUGUCGACGAGCUACCUACACCUCGAGCAAGACCUGUAAAGCGGAAGACGGCGUGAAUUAUGGUUAAAUUAUUUAGAGUAAUAUAUUCGUCUAGUAUUAUUUAUUUCGCGUAGCACAAUGUACAUCUGACGUUCUUUUCACAAUCUAAAU
This is a messenger RNA of Phanerochaete carnosa HHB-10118-sp, 1487 nucleotides long. RefSeq lists its product as uncharacterized. The coding region runs from base 10 to 1110 and encodes 366 amino acids. The record is from RefSeq and is a predicted model, not a curated record. Lineage: Eukaryota; Fungi; Basidiomycota; Agaricomycetes; Polyporales; Phanerochaetaceae. The transcript has a single exon.